GUCAUGGCCUUUGAGGUCAGGCCAGUCAAGUGAGCAUCGAGGCGAAGUGCGGUAUAUAAGAAAGCUAAGAUUUCACAAAAGGUCACUGUAACAUCAGAUCAGCUCCUCAAGAGAAAAGCUUCCAAACUGAGAUGGAUUCACAUGCCGUUAAGUGGAAAUUCUUUGCUGUCAGUGUGCUGCUGCUCACACUGUACGACAGCAACACUGCUGCUGUCAGCAUGAAGGAACACCUGGCUGAUUGUCUGGAGGACAAAGACUACAGUGAGCUGCUGAAGACAUUGGAGAAGGGCCUCCCGCAAAUAAAUAAAUCUCAUCACGUUGUUAUUGUCGGAGCUGGUGCAGCUGGACUGACGGCUGCCAAGUUACUGCAAGAUGCAGGACACAAGGUAACCAUAUUAGAGGCUAGUGGUCGUGUUGGAGGACGGGUGCACACCUACAGGAAUGAGGAGGAGGGCUGGUAUGCUGAGAUGGGAGCCAUGAGGAUCCCAAGUUUUCACUACAUUGUCCGCUGGUUUGCUAAUAAGCUGGGGGUCAAACUGAAUCCAUUCAUCAUGGAAGACAUAAACACCUUUUACCUGGUACAUGGGCUGCGAAAGAAGACGUAUGCAGUGAAAACAAACCCUGACAUCCUGAAGUAUAAACUGCCGAAAAGCGAGAGGGGGAAGUCACCCGACCAGCUUCUACAGCAAGCUUUACAGAAGGUGAAAGAUGAAGUGGAGGCACAUGGCUGCAAAGCUGCUCUACAGAAAUAUGACCACUAUUCUUUGAAGGAGUAUCUGAAAGCAGAAGGUGGUUUGAGUCCAGAAGCGGUGAGGAUGAUUGGCGACUUACUCAAUGAACAGAGUCUCAUGCACCUGGCGCUGACUGAGUUGCUUUAUCUCCAGAGCGACGUUAGCGACAGCACCACGUACGAUGAAGUGACUGGUGGGACAGAUCUCUUGACCACAGCUUUCCUCACUGUCCUGGAUGUCCCCAUCCUCCUCAACUCUAAGGUCAAAGGUAUCAGCCAAUCACAUAGGGGUGUGACUGUAUCAUAUCAGACAGGCAAACAGUCCUCUUUACAGAAUCUUUUAGCUGACGUCGUCUUGGUAACAACCACAGCCAAGGCAGCUCUGUUCAUUGACUUCCAUCCACCUCUCUCCAUGAGAAAGAUGGAGGCCCUGAGGGCAGUCCACUAUGAAAGUUCCACUAAAAUCAUCCUCACCUUCAGCAAGAAGUUCUGGGAGAGUGACGGCAUCCAUGGAGGAAAGAGCAUCACAGAUGGGCCAUCUCGAUUCAUCUACUACCCCAGCCACAGUUUCCCCAAAAAUCAAACCAUUGGGGUCCUACUGGCUUCCUACACCUGGGCUGAUGACUCCCUCCUCUUCAAUGGUGCAAGUGACGAAGAGCUGGCAGAGCUGGUUCUGAGAGACUUGGUGCAGAUCCACGGAGAAAAGGUCAGGUCUUACUACACAGGGGUGCUGGUAAAGAGGUGGAGCCUCGAUCCUUACAGCUUGGGGGCCUUUGUUCUCUUCACGCCCUAUCAACAUUUAGAGUAUGCUAAGGAGCUCUUCAAAAGAGAAGGCAGGAUACACUUUGCCGGUGAACACACAGCCUUUCCUCACGCUUGGAUAGAGACAUCUAUGAAAUCUGCAAUCAGGGCUGCUACAAACAUUAACGAAGCUGCGCACAAAGAGUUAAAUAGAAUUCAACACCAAGACGAGCUCUAGGGUCUUAAAUCCAGCACUUUACCUAGGUGGUUGCAUUGCCUGGCAAAAGAGUGAAAGUCGUUGAUUUGCAUUUUUCACCAGCCAGGUCUAAACUGGAUGGACUUUUGGCAGUGAAUGAUGGCUUGAUGUUGAUAGACAACAGCAUAGUUCGAUGUCAUUCAUUACGCAGCUGCUUUAGAAAUAACUGUCUAACCUCAGUAGGAUGUGCAUCACUAGUGUUCCUCCAAUCUUCAUGUUUAUAUCUUAUUCAUUUCUGUCUGUGUGAUCAAAAAGGUGCUCAAUGACAAACAACUACUGACUUUUCUCUCUGCUCUGAACAUUUUUCAACUGAAGACAAGAAAAAGUUUGAGCUGCCCAAAGAGAAUAUGCACAAAAUGCUUGCUUCUGCUGUCAAAAAUAAAGAGGCUCUCCUGCAUUCUCUGAUCUUUGAAAAUAAAGCUUUGGUAUUGUCAAA
Molecule: messenger RNA, 2163 nt
Organism: Dicentrarchus labrax (European seabass)
Lineage: Eukaryota; Metazoa; Chordata; Actinopteri; Moronidae
Product: L-amino-acid oxidase
Exons: 8
Coding region: 132-1709 (525 amino acids)
Biological process (GO): amino acid catabolic process
Molecular function (GO): polyamine oxidase activity; L-amino-acid oxidase activity
Source: RefSeq, a predicted model, not a curated record